AUGUUUGUCGAGGAGGAAAAUAAUAAAAGAAGAAGUUAUGGAUCAAUCUUUGUGUACUGCUUCUUCUGUGUUGUUUUGGUUGUGGGGAUCGUGAGAUUCGCAAAACCUUACGAUAACCUUAGGCAAAACCUAAUGGAGGCAGAAGCAGUGGUAGAAGAAGGAUUCUUUGAUGUGAAGAACUCAGGGAAACCACCAUGUCAGUCCUCGAGAUCUCGCUCUGUCUCGGAUCCUGCUCAUAAUCACGAGAAGCUCACUGCACCGGCGUGGGUCUACAGAGAGCUUCCUCCAACUUCUUACUGCGUAAAGUUCGAGUCUUUUGCGACCAUGAUGAAACAGGUCAAUGAUGGCAAGUACGAGUCACGCCCUUUCUCCGUCGGCGGACACACUUGGUCGCUUCUACUAUAUCCUAACGGGAACAAGCAAGACCGCGCGCCUGCUGGAUACAUGUCGGCUUACGUGAGAAUCCAUAACUCAAGCCUCACGACCAGUGAUGUGUAUGCAGAGAUCAAGUUCUUCUUCUACAGUAAAACUCAAGACAAGUACAAUACACUCGUGGACAAUGUGCCAAAGAGAUUUCAUAUGAUAACUAACCCGGAA
Molecule: messenger RNA, 597 nt
Organism: Microthlaspi erraticum
Lineage: Eukaryota; Viridiplantae; Streptophyta; Magnoliopsida; Brassicales; Brassicaceae
Source: the annotation of a GenBank genome assembly